Messenger RNA from Zalophus californianus (California sea lion), 4947 nucleotides. It is a transcript of the gene SLC60A2, whose product is annotated as major facilitator superfamily domain containing 4B. NCBI's taxonomy places the organism in Eukaryota, Metazoa, Chordata, Mammalia, Carnivora, Otariidae. Gene Ontology annotation, biological process: transmembrane transport. The record is from RefSeq and is a predicted model, not a curated record.
AAGGGCUAGCGUCACCGGCCUGCAACGCCCGGCGUUUUCCCGAAGUUCGGACUUCCCGGCCCUGACCAGGGGGCAGUUCCUGGGGAAGUGGCUCCAGCCGGGACGGCCGGGCCUGCAGGGGCGGGGCCGGGGCUUGGCUCCCAGUUCCGGAGGCUCCGCUGAGAAGCCGGGCGGCAGCAAGACCGCUUCUCCUGAGCCGCCGAACUGGAGUUGGAGCUGGAAUUCCGUGGGGCCUGGGCCCCGGCUGCCGGGCAGCGGCUCCUCGGGGCCGAGGCCGCGGCGGAGAAUGAGGCGGUGGCGGUGGCAGGCUCCCGGCGGAGCCGCCAGGCUGGAAGCAUGCUGCGCUGGUUCAUCACCGUGAUCUUGUGUGCUGCCUUCCUGGGGCUGGGAAUGAGUGUUGCUAUACUGGGACCGACAUUUCAAGAUUUGGCAACAAAUGUGAACCGCAAUAUUAGCAGUCUUUCUUUGAUUUUUGUGGGCCGUGCCUUUGGAUUUUUAAGUGGCUCAGUGAUUGGUGGAGUUCUUCUUGACAUUAUGAAUCAUUUUCUACUUUUGGGGGUGUCAAUGUUGACCACCACAGUUGGUCUUUAUCUUGUUCCAUUUUGUAAGACAGCAGUAUUGCUGAUUGUCAUGAUGUCCGUCUUUGGUGUUUCAGCUGGCGUUCUGGAUACAGGUGGUAACGUCCUGAUCUUGGCUCUUUGGGGGGACAGAGGAGCCCCACAUAUGCAGGCCUUACACUUCAGUUUUGCCUUGGGUGCCUUUUUGGCUCCACUGCUGGCUAAGUUGGCAUUGGGCACGACGGUGUCUGCUGAAAACCACACAGAGCCUGACUCUACCCAUUCUGCCCUCAACCAGUCAUCUGAAGCUGACUUAGAAUCUCUGCUUGGAGUACCUGACAACACGAAUCUACUGUGGGCGUAUGCUGUUAUCGGUACUUAUGUUUUUGUAGUUGCUAUCUUUUUUUUGGCUCUGUUUUUAAAGAAGAGCUCAAGGCAGGAAAAAGCAAAAGCAUCUGCUCAGAGGUCUCGAAGAGCUAAAUACCACAGUGCCCUUCUUUGUCUCCUUUUCCUGUUCUUCUUUUUUUAUGUUGGAGCUGAGGUAACAUAUGGCUCUUACGUUUUCUCGUUUGUGACCACCCACGCAGGCAUGACGGAAAGUGAAGCGGCUGGGUUGAACUCCAUCUUCUGGGGGACCUUUGCAGCCUGCAGGGGCCUAGCAAUCUUUUUUGCUACAUGUUUACAACCUGGAACCAUGAUUGUGUUAAGCAACAUUGGCAGCCUGACAUCAUCCUUAUUGUUGGUGCUUUUCGACAAGAGCCCAGUUUGUCUCUGGAUAGCGACUUCGGUGUAUGGGGCCUCGAUGGCAACCACGUUUCCCAGUGGUGUUUCUUGGAUUGAGCAGUACACAACCAUCCAUGGGAAAUCUGCAGCAUUUUUUGUAGUCGGUGCUGCCUUGGGAGAAAUGGCUAUUCCUGCAGUAAUUGGAAUUCUUCAAGGACAAUACCCUGAUUUGCCUAUAGUUUUGUACACCUGUUUGGGGGCAUCGAUAGCCACUGCUCUUUUAUUUCCCAUGCUCUAUAAAUUAGCCACCUCACCUCUCAGUCAACAGCGAAAAGAACACAGGCAAAGCGAGGACCAGAAAGCUUUGCUGUCUAGUUCUGAGCUAAAUGACUAUGAGGAAGACAAUGAAGAAGAGGAUGCAGAAAAAUGGAAUGAAAUGGAUUUUGAAGUGAUCGAAAUGAAUGAUACAGUGAGGAAUUCUGUAAUAGAGACAUCUAAAAAUAUUCUGAUGGAGCCCUUGGCUGAAGUCUCCAGUCAGUUCCACUCCAGUGCAGUGGUACUGGAGUCCCCGCCAGUUGAUAGUGGCCAGUCCCUUGUGAAUCACUUGCAAGAAACCAGGCUAAAAGGGACUAACACCUAGAGAAGAUGGAUUAUUCUGACCUCCUUGAAUAAUCUCCAGUUGUAAAGAAGCCAGUCAGAGCAGAGCAUUAACAGAUUUUCAGCAUGCUUUGGGGAUCAAAAUUUCUAGGUCAGAGUGUAGCAAAUGCUACAAAGUUUUGAAAGGUUCUGUAAUUCUAGAGUUUUCCAUAAAGAACAAAUGGUCUCGUGGGGCAGGAUCUUAUUGUGAGGCUAGUGUUUGGCACGUGGCUGAUUAGGUAAUGUUUUAUGGUCUCCACCCCUCAAAGCAUGCAAAGAAGGUGUUUGUUGUUGAGAAGUUGGGUGCUGUUCUAAUAGAACAAAACCACCUAGUAGUUGAAUUGAUUAGCUGAACAAAUGAUCAGUCAUCAGUAUUAUACCAGGGAAGUAGAGGAGUGUCAUUUCAUAAAAGAGCAACUUUGAAAAUGGACAGAGAUUUUUAUUAAUUGCUUUGCCCUCCCUGUAGUGUUGCGCCGGAGAAUGCUGAUUCCUCAUUUGAUUUCUGAUUUCUAUGAGGAGAACACAAAACAGGGCCCUAGAGACCCGGCUUCAGGACUGCUGCUUACUAGUUUUCUGGCCCUGCACUCAGUCCUUAAAUAGGCCUUGUUUAUCUGUCUCCUGAUCUGUGAUUCUUUUAGUGAAAAUGAGAUGAUUUUCAAACUAGGAAUCCAUAAGUUUCAAAGUUUGUGCAAGGAAAAAAAAAGUAAAAAAAAAAAGUUUGUGCAGUGUAUCUGUUAGAAAUAACGUAAGUGCCGUCCAUUCUUCAUUUCAAAUGAGAAGUGAAACAAAAGUGAUAGUUUUGAGAAUACUGAUUAUGAAUACAUGUCAGUUUAAGAGACUCAGUGUUUAAUAAUUACCUGCAAAACACAUUUUUCAGUACUGUGUUUCAUCAGUUCUAAGAUGCACCUUUUUUCACAUUUUUAACAUCUCUGAAAUCAGAAUAUGUCUUAAAGUCAGUGGUCACUUAACAUUUUGUGACAAAAUUUAAUUGACAGUUAUCCAUGUACAUAUACAAAAUAAUGUUGCAUGUUACAGUCGGUGUCUUACAGUAAUUCAUUCAAUUAUGGAGAUUUUACUAUUUUUACAGGUACUUUAAAAAGUUAUUUUUAUAUGCUGAUUUUCUUGAUGUUCAAGUGGGAUUUGGAGAUGCAAUGUUCCAAGUUUAAAAGCUGCUUGAGAGUUACUAUGUUAGUAGUGGGGCCUACCUUAGUAAUGAAGUCUGGGUCUGGGCCUUGCUCUUACAGGGUUUGUUCUUUAUUGAGUCUGGCUGGUAAUUACAUUGUAAGCACUGUAAACUACGCUGCUAGUUUAAUUUACAAAGAGGCACAGUCUUUUCCAGUAUUUGGAAUAUUUGUUUCACCCACCCAGGGCUCUUCCUUCCUGACUUUGAAAUACCUGGGAAACCAAAAUAAUGAUUAGAAAGGGGCUUGGUGGGCGCCUGGGCGGCUCAGUUGGUUAAGUGACUGCCUUUGGCUCAGGUCAUGAUCCUGGAGUCCCAGGAUCGAGUCCCACAUCGGGCUCCCUGCUCAGCAGGGAGUCUGCUUCUCCCUCUGACCCUCCCCCCCUCAUGUACUCUCUCUCUCUCAUUCUCUCAAAAUAAAUAAAUAAAUCUUAAAAAAAAAGGGGGCUUGGUGGCCUAGAGGUCAGGGAUCACAAAGGGUACUUCAUAUGAGUGUGGCAAAGCUGGUGUGAGCUCUCCUUUGAUAAAUGACUAGCACUGAUGACAGCUUUUGUUUACUUCUCUUUACCAUGUUUUAUGGUGAGUAACAUUUAAUUUCUACCUGUUUGCAGUAUGUUUGCUUUCUCUUACUUACCUAAUUUCUACAAAUUUGCCUUUGUUUCUUCUCGAGUGAAAUGUAUCUUUUUUGACCACUGCUCAUUCACCUUCAAUACCUGCCAUAAUAUGGGUUUGUAUAUAACCUAGCAAUUUUGGAGAGGGCCGGUGGAGAAAUUAACAGUAAAAAGCGUAUUCUUCUUGCUCUUUUUGUAUUGUACUUUUCUCUUAGCUACAACUUGGAGACCACCUGUGUUCCAUUUACUGCUUUUUCUCAGGUUGUUGGAAUUCAGGCAGUAGAUGCUAUUUGGCAGCUGGGAGGCUUGCUAGAACAGGGAUUCUAUCUGCAGCAUCUACAUUUAAUGGGUAGAAGAUGCAGCUCAGGGAGAAAAGGAUGAUAAUAAGAACAUGGCAGAAAAUUUGGAAAUCCACACUGGAAAGUCCACUAGAGUUCCACAAACCAAAAUGUGAAUGGCCAUAUGAGAUUGCAGGCAUUGUUAAAGUUUGAUGUAUUUCCAUAUUGGAAGGAUAAGACUUCGUACAAUUCCAAGAAUUAGCAUUCAUUCUAAUAAUCAGUCCUUAGGUAAGUGUCUGCUGAUAUACAAGUAGCCAAUACUGAAGUUUUCUAUUGCUGAAUAACAAAUUUAGCAGUUUACAACAGCAUUUUUGUUUAUUUUAAGUAGGCUCCACGCCUAGUGUGGAGCCCAACGUGGGGCUUGAACUCACAACUGUGAGAUUGAGACCUGAGCUGAGAUCAAAAGUUGGUUGCCUAACCGACCGAACCAUCUAGGCCCCCUAACAACAGAUAUUUUUUGUCUCACAGUUUCUUGAGUCAGAAAUCUGGGCAUGACUUCACUGGGUCCUCUGUUUAGGGUCUUGUGGGGCUGCUGCAGUCAAGCUGUUGGAUAGAGCUAUGCUCCAUUUUGGAGCUUAGGGUUCACUUCUAGGGCCAUGUAUGUGGUUGACAGUAUUCAGUUCCUUGCUGUGGCCUGCUCAGGUCCCUGUUUUUUGCUGGCUGUGAGCUCCCAUCAGUCCCAGUUCCUAGAACCUCCCACGGUUUUUUUUUGCCAGGCAGCCCUCUGUAGAUCUCUCACAACGUGGCAGCCCAUUUCUUCAAAGCCAGCAGGAGAAUGGCUUUCUCUCACACCAGUCUGCUAAGUUGGAGUCUUCUUUCUUUCUUUCUCUCUCUCAAGAUAUUUAUUUAUUUAUUUAUUUAUUUAUUUAUUUAUUUAUUUAUUUAUUUGAGACAGAAUGAGA